AUGGCGACCGGCGGACUGUCUGUGCCAACCAAACUUGUACUGAGGGGAGAUACGGAUGAAGCUUGGAAGAAUUUCAAGCAGAAGUUUAACCUCUACAUGUUAGCAGCUGGUUACAAGACAAGAACACAGGAGGAGAAAGUCGCAAUAUUACUGACGAAAUUUGACAGUCAUUUUGCCCCAAGAGAGAAUACAUUAAUAUCAGGAUACAAAUAUAGAAGAUGCCAACAAUCGGCAGACAUGACCAUCGAUACCUUCAUCACGAAACUCAAGAACAUGGUGAAAGAUUGUGGAUAUGGUGACAAGACAGAAGAACACCUUUGUGAUCAGCUGGUAUUUGGAUGCAGAGAUGAAGCUCUAAGAGAGAAAUUCUUUAAAGAAGAGACCCUUUCAUUCAAUGAUGCAAUGAAGAUUUGUGUUGCACACCAAGCUACACAGAAGCAGAUGUCAUUAUUUCAAGAAGGAAAUAGUGAAGUAAUAAACAGAGUGAAUGAAGCACCAAAGAAAAUAAUCAAGAAAAGGAUUAUCGGCUCCUCAGAAGGUGAGAAGAAGCUGAAAGAAUGCAAGUUCUGCGGCAAAACUCAUCCAUGGAAGAAGCAACUCUGUCCAGCGUAUGACAAGACCUGCAGUAAGUGUGGUAAUGAAAAUCACUUUGCACAGGUAUGUAAGUCAAAAGUGAAGCACAAAGAAUUUGCUGCUAAGAAAAAAAUCCAUAAUGUUGCUGAAGAUGACAGUAGUGAACCAGAUGAUGAGGACAAGCAGUAUAUUAGGCAAAUCAAGCAAUGUUCUAAAGAAAAUUUUGUAUUAACUGAGUUCAAAGUAGGAUCUAACAGUGUACAAUUUCAAUUAGAUUCUGGUGCCAGUGUAAAUGUAAUUCCAAGAAAGCUGAUACCUAAGACAAAUCUGAUGAAGACAGAUGCAGUUUUGUGUAUGUGGAAUGCUACAAACAUUUAUCCGUUAGGAGAACGUAGAAUAGAUAUAAAGAAUUGUAGUAAUGGAAAGAAAUAUUCUGUCAACUUUAUUGUAGUAGAGCAAGAUUUCACACCAAUUUUAGGUAAGAGAGCAUGUGAGCAGAUGGAUCUCAUCAAG
This is a messenger RNA of Penaeus indicus, 1086 nucleotides long. RefSeq lists its product as uncharacterized. The annotation marks the transcript as partial. Lineage: Eukaryota; Metazoa; Arthropoda; Malacostraca; Decapoda; Penaeidae. The record is from RefSeq and is a predicted model, not a curated record. The transcript is spliced from 2 exons.